AUGGGUCGACUUAUUCCUCGCAUCACAGCCUAUAAUUGGGCAAUCGUGAUGCUGCUUGCUACUGGCCCGAUGGCUUGCGGUUAUGCAAUGUCGUAUCUGAGUGGCGCGAUCGGACAGCAUGGCUUCUAUGUGUCCAUGGGCUACCCUGACGACCCCAGUGACCCCGGUUAUAAGCGCACGUCACAUUUCCUCAGUGCGGCCUCCGGGACUUUCAUCGGAGGUGCCUCAGUAGGGGCUGUUAUGGCUGCUUGGGCCGCAGAUGCGUUGGGCCGAAAACUCAGCCUGCCACUGACUACACUGGUCUAUAUGGUCGGUGGAUCUCUCCAAAGUGGUGCUGUCAACCCGUCCAUAUUUCUCGCGGCGCGGUUCUUGUCUGGCGUUGGCAUGGGCUCGCUGCUUGCAGUAGCGCCGAUGUAUCAAGCUGAAGUCUCACCUCCAGAAUCACGCGGAUUUAUCUUCGACGCCGCCGAAUUUUGUUGUUAG
Messenger RNA from Cladophialophora bantiana CBS 173.52, 483 nucleotides. RefSeq lists its product as uncharacterized. Gene Ontology annotation, molecular function: carbohydrate:proton symporter activity. The transcript has a single exon. The record is from RefSeq and is a predicted model, not a curated record. Gene Ontology annotation, cellular component: membrane. The coding region runs from base 1 to 483 and encodes 160 amino acids. Gene Ontology annotation, biological process: transmembrane transport; carbohydrate transport. NCBI's taxonomy places the organism in Eukaryota, Fungi, Ascomycota, Eurotiomycetes, Chaetothyriales, Herpotrichiellaceae.